AUGAAGAUUAAUACCAUUAGUACGUACGUGUUGGUAUACCUCUUGACAAACGGCCACUGGAAUCUCAUGGUCCCAGUCAAAGCAGAUGGAGGUUCAACAGGCGGCAGUGAUGCAGGCUCGACAGCCGGUAGUAAAGCAGGCUCAACGGCCGGUAGUGAUGUAGCCGAAGUUUCAACUUUAGAAGCUGACGGUACUGUUGCAUCUCCAGCCAACGAAGGUUCGACAUCCGGUGAUGCCAAUGCCAGUCUAGCAACACCAGCCAGUGGAGCUGACGGUAGCUCAUCAGCAUCAGCUGAUGGAACAUCAUCAUCAGGUGAAGAUGGCUCAUCUGGACAGGCAGCCCCGGCAACUGAAACUGUGUUACUUAAUGGCUUGUACCCUGACUCCUAUACAUCUGGAUGGCAUGUUGACAUGGUAGGUCCAGACCCAAAGCUAAAAGCUAAAAGAGAAGAAGCUAGGCUUGUAGCUGAAGAUGUAAGAAAAACUGCAGAGAAACUCAAGAAAGCUGCAGAUAAAUUGAUCAAAGAAGCCGAUCAAUUAUCGGAAGAAAUUGAAAAACCAUACAAUAUUGAUGAACUCAAUGCUAAAAUUGAUGCAGCUGUCUAUAAUGUGGCCGUAGAAAGGACAGAAGCCGCCAAUGUGUCCAAACCACUCGAUUUGACUUAUUACGAUGGCUUCCCUGACGGUCAUCAUCACCGUGCUGAUCAUAAAGUUUUGGAGAAAAUGUACGCUCAACACAGAAGGGCCAAUAAUGAAAUGUAUAGAGAUGGCUUCCCUGAGGGAUGGCACUUCCAGGAUCCUGUCCUAUUUGCAGAAGCUGAAAAAUACAGAGAAGACAAAUAUAAGAGGGACAAGGAGGCCAAAGGUAAAGAAAUUGAUGACAAACGAAAACAAAUAGCAGAAAAUGAAGGAAAAAUAGACGUUAAAAGUACUCAAAUACUGGUUAAAAAGGAAGAGGUAGAUGAAAAACUUGAAGAAUUAACAGAAAAAAAACAAGAAGUAACUGACCUGAAAGAAUUGAUUAAAGAGCUCCAAAAGGACUUGAAAAAUCUAGAGGGGGAAGCCAGAAAUAUAGCAAGUGAGCAUAGUACACUUAAUAGAGAACUCAUUGUACUUGAUGUGGAGAAGAGGAAGCUAGACGACGAACACGCAAAACUUGAAGGAGAGUAUAAUACAAUCAAACAGGAAGACAGCAAACUGGAUAGAGAAUAUAGAGUAGUGAACGCAAAGCUUGUUUAUGUACAUGGACACAAAUGGGAUAAGCAAGAGGUUUACAAUGACUCGGCUGUGUACGAGGCUCAUUUUGCGUCAGCUGCAUCUACAGUUCCUUUACCAGAAGCUACAGUUCCUUUAUCAGAAGCUAAAAGUCCGGUAGAACAUAAAUACAUAGGCGAGAUUAAUCCGGCUGACAACUUUUCUGAACAUCCACUUUUUACAGCCCAUGUAGCCGCACAAGCUAAGUCGGAAGCCCAUGUCGCUGAGGGUUCGGGUGCAGCCCCUGCUGUUCCAGUUCCCGGUUCAACUGAAGCUAAACCCGUGGAAGAAUCUGCUGAAGACAAGGCAGAGGCUGCUGCAGUUCCGGAGACCAAGCCGGAAGAGGCAGGUCAUGUUGCACCUCCAGCCGUCGAAACACACGUAACCAAGGUUGACGGUCAAGCAGCUCCUCCAGUCAAGCAUGAGGCUCGGACAGCAUCAACAGGUGUUAAAUUUUUCAAGGAGGGAGCAGAUGGUAACAUCGUAGAGUUAGUGGAAAACACUGACUAUACAAAGAAAAAAGUAACUGGUGAUGACAAAUACGAGUUUAAUGCAUCUAGUCCAUGUGUAAAGGUAACAUUUGAUGGUAAUGAGGUAUGGAAGAAGGGAGAUCAAAGUGUUGACGCACCUGUUUCAGUAUCAUAUAGAGAUACGUACAAUGCAAUUGUAGUACGCGAUGAUACCAAGUCAGUGGCUUAUAAGAAGAAACAGGAUAAUACAUGGGCUUAUGAUACUACCAUAACGAGAGCUGCAAAAACUGGAUCUGGCAGUACCGCAGCAACCACAAUGACUAGAACAGGACUAGCAUCACCAGGAAUGGCAAGAACUGCCACUGGUGGAUCAACUACGAACCUUGCCAGUGCUAGCGCUAAAUUAGGAGGAUCAGUGACGAACCUUAGUGCCGGCUCAACAACAGGAUCUGACGAAGGUAAAUCUACUGGAACAGAGGACGUUGCCAAUCUCAAGGAAGUAGAGGAAGAUACAUCUGGAUCAGGGUCAGCUGGCUCAGCUAGUACAACGACCUUAAGAGGAUCAGCAUCAGCAUCACCAAGAGCACAUUAG
Molecule: messenger RNA, 2316 nt
Organism: Theileria orientalis strain Shintoku
Lineage: Eukaryota; Apicomplexa; Aconoidasida; Piroplasmida; Theileriidae
Exons: 1
Coding region: 1-2316 (771 amino acids)
Source: RefSeq, a predicted model, not a curated record